Messenger RNA from Arabis nemorensis, 165 nucleotides. The record is from the annotation of a GenBank genome assembly. NCBI's taxonomy places the organism in Eukaryota, Viridiplantae, Streptophyta, Magnoliopsida, Brassicales, Brassicaceae.
AUGGAGGAAACAUCGGGAUCUAAGGAAGUUGCAAUCAUCAACAAACCUUCUGGUUGUGUUGUUGCUUCAGGGGAGAGAAGACCUGCAACUGUCCCAAAGGGACCAAACUUCCAUAGCAUUCACGUCCCUAAGAGCUGUACAAAGAGACUGAAAUCACGAGUCUGA